Messenger RNA from Sordaria macrospora k-hell, 1647 nucleotides. RefSeq lists its product as uncharacterized. Lineage: Eukaryota; Fungi; Ascomycota; Sordariomycetes; Sordariales; Sordariaceae. The record is from RefSeq and is a predicted model, not a curated record.
AUGUCGACUUCGGAUGCCUACAAGGCAUUACCAGCCCCAUCUUUGGUUCCCCUUGCCAAUCCUACUCAGGAGCGACGCAGACAAGUCGUCUCCAAGGUCCUAAUGAAGGACACCAGACGCGAUCCGGAUGCCGUUGAAGCUCUCCUCGACCUUGCUGGGAACGAGACAAUCCGACAACUGCUGGGUCGCAACAGACCACCGCCGGCUAUCUCGGAAUCAUACUGCUCUUGGCUGGCCGAUAAAAUGGUCUGGACACGCUUCGCUCCUGAUGAGCCAUUUCCUUUUGAGGAACCAAAACUGUCUCCUGGCCUCUUCCUACAGCCAUCGGCCGAGUAUACCGCAGCUCUCCUAGGCCAUAGGUCCAAUCAAAGAGAACUCAUGCUUCAAGCUGCCCCGGGAAGCACAACCGAACCGAAUCCAAAAUGGCGGAUCGGAAAGUUUGGGUCUCUAGCCCAGAGGGUGAAGCUGCUGGAAGGUCUCGUGCACCGGGACUCGUGGCCUGCUAUCACCAAGACAAGACACCUGUCGAUCAACAGUCCCUUUGGUCUGACACUUCACAGAAGCCUGUGGGACAACAAUGUCGGUCAGCUCAAGCAAAUUUUGCCUGGCUCACAGACACUUCCCGCUGUUCUCUGCCCCUGGGGCCGUGGCUCACCCUUGCGACUGGAGGUUACUAGCUCCGCCCUAGCCCGUGGCUUUUUGGAUCUUGUCUUGCUGUUCGAUAGAGACCCAGCAAAACUCAUCUGCAGCCCUUUAGCUGAGCAGUUCGUACUAGGAUACAUGCUCAUGCUCAAAUGGUACCUCUACAUUUGUGGCCAAGCUCAAAGUGAGCACCCGGUCGGCGUCAAUCUGUAUGGUGCCAUUGCAUAUCAGCGCCAGAAGACCUUUGGUCACCCGCGCGACGAAGCCUACAGCUGGGUAGACAAUCCGAUCGAUUUAAAAACCGAGGCCACGUAUUCAACAUCGGAGAUCAGCAAGGCAAAGUCAUUCGAGGAAGCAAAGGCGGCCCUAUAUAAAGCUGCUGACAGCCCUUCCAUGUCUGGGAUCACGAGAGCGCACGCCUUGCUACUUCUUCACGAGAUCUGGGAGCGCAGAGGCUCAUUUCUUGAUCGUUACCAAAUUGAGAAAGAGUACGAUCGUCUGGUUACCGACUACCUUCUUCCCGACGUCGUCUCCAAUCUCGAAAACUUUUUCGAAAUCCACGAAAUGCCGGAGAAGAUGCGAGAGUGGGCCGCAGCGAAUCCGUUCAACAUCAAACGAAAGGACACGGAGCAACUUUGCGAGCUCAUGUGGAGGGCGUGGAGGCAGCGCAGCGCGGGCAUCGAGGAGAAACAGAAGAAGGUUCUCUUCAUGUAUCAAGUACAACAUGCUCGGAAGAUAUACCGCGAACGACUCGCCGAGCUCAAGCUUUGUGGCAAGGGGGUGGAUGAGUUGAAAGAGUUUGUUUCCACGAACGAAGCCCGGUUCUUUCUCUCGGAGGAACUUCGUUUGCGGUUGGCACUUGACGAGUACGAGAAGCAGCUUGAGGCUUCGGCACUUGAUGUAUGCCAAAAGGAGGGUGAGAAAGUGACCGUGGCUUCCCAGAAUGGCAAGCAGAAGAAAGAUUACCGAGCGGGAGCACAAAGACGACGGGCCGGCACCCACUGA